Molecule: messenger RNA, 2577 nt
Organism: Betta splendens (Siamese fighting fish)
Lineage: Eukaryota; Metazoa; Chordata; Actinopteri; Anabantiformes; Osphronemidae
Gene: ropn1l
Product: rhophilin associated tail protein 1-like
Exons: 6
Coding region: 164-985 (273 amino acids)
Source: RefSeq, a predicted model, not a curated record
GCCUUCUAGCCCGCCUUAACAGGCGAAGAAGAGCUCCGUUGCUAUGCGACAGUAUCACGAUAUACACUACCCAGUUGUGAAAUGGUUUAAGUGUUAACCGGCUAUCCGUAUUUUAUCACAACUUUUAAGAGGUUUGCAAUUUACCUUCAGCAACUGUUCAGCCAUGCCUCUUCCAGACACAAUGUACUGUGCCCAGCAGAUCAACAUCCCUCCUGAGCUGCCCGACAUCCUCAAAAACUUCACCAAGGCGGCCAUUCGGACACAGCCCAGGGAUCUGUGCCAGUGGUCUGCAGCUUACUUCAGUGCACUGUCUAAAGGAGAACGACUGCCUGUCAAGGACAGCCUGGAGACUAAUGUUGCCACUCAGAAGACGGACACUGGGCUGACUCCAGGUUUACUGAAGAUUCUCCACAAACAGCUGUCCCCGGGGCAAACAUGCAGCAAAGAAGAGCUGCAGAAGAAAUGGAAGGGUCUGUGUCUACCCAUGGAUAAGCUGGAGAUGAUGCUGGCGCUAGGCUGCUUCACCUCAGAAAUCAACUGGAUGGAGUUUUUUGCCCUGGGCUGCAGCGAUCUGGGAGCGAACCUUCUAGGUUCCUUGAAAAUUGCCUGCGAGAUCCUGACAGAGGACGAGGAUGGCGGUGCUGCCAGGAUCCCGUUCAGCACCUUUGUUGAACUCUACACAUUCCUGGCAAAAGUAGAUGGAGACAUGACACAAGACUACAUAGACAACUUCCUGAGCCGCCUGCAGCCGACAGUCAACAAGCAGAAUGGCGCGAUUCAGGCCUCUGACUUCCACAUCAGCAGAAAGCGGGGAGAGACGGGAGAGCCAGGAACAAGGAAGGGAGGAAUAAAAGAUGCCAAAUUACAGCAUUCAAUUGAAAAAUGGAUGUCGGAUUGCUCCUCCAAGCGCAGGUGUUGUUUCAUUUUCCAGAAACUCUUAGCACCAGGCACAGUUGGUUAUUAUUCAUCACUGUCGGGCUGUUAAAGCUGCAGGUUGCAAUCUUUUAAUGAGCAGCGAGAGAUACACAACAGCCUUACACAAACUGUCAGGUCAAAUUUCUCUCUGCUUUUCAUUGUGCCAUGCCUUUAUGUUUGAGUUAGAAAAGUUCAUUUAUCAUAUACACAACAUACCAGCUUGCAGCUUCACAGCAUUUGGCCUCUUCUGUAUUUACCUCAACAAGCAGGCGAAAAAGAGAAGAGGCGAGGAGAUAAGCUCGGAGGACACAAGUGUGAUUUUAUUAAAGCUAUGUGUUGGUUACUCCUUUUUACAGCUUUCUGAGGUGCAGGAAGUAUGAAAUGCACAUUCAAGACAGGUUCUCGCUAGCCACACAACCUGCAUAAUCAAUCUUGGCGCCUCUGUCUGGACUUGAGCGUGUUCACAUUGUUAAAAGACGCUGUCGGAGUGGGAGCGUAUUCUGCGGUAGGUCACGCAGGUACAAUGUGACAUUUUUCUGACGCUGCCUCGUAGUUGUGUCAUUUCUACACCAGUAGGUUACACAGACACGGGAGAUUUUCCCCCAAAGGGCUGCGCCUGUGGCUGAGUCGCAGGGGACUGAAGGACAGAUUCAGGUUAUCAGAACCCCUGGUAUCACACAGACGAUGACACAGAAAAAAGCCACAUUCAUUUGGCAGUAGGAAUCAUAAUAGACAGGUUUAGGGUCGGAUGUUUUACUGAAAACCAGAAAGAUUCUUUUAAGGAAGCAGGAAAGUCCAUUUUUGUCUCUAGGGACCAACAUGUCCCCCAUCCUGGAACUUCCCAGGAAUUACUGGAAUUACGUUUGUAGGUGUGUAAACACUGUCACUGUUGUUUUUACAGUCCAGUCCAGCACUGGUGGGACUUUCUGUAGGUGGUUUUAUGAGGGGGUUACCUGUUUGAAUUUCCUUUUUAUAUCAUUGACUUAAGUUAUGAACAGUGAACAAAAGUACAAGUGAAAGCGAAACUAAGCAUGUUCAUGUUACUGUAAGCGUCACAACAUGAAACAAAAAAUGUAAGAGCUUCUAGUUACUCAAAACGUAUGACCUGUCAUUAUAGAGGUGAAAUCCCCUCUCUGUUUCACUUUAGUGCUUCCUUCAGCUAAAAAGGUUCUCCAGUGCAGAUCCUGGACUGUAUACGCCAUUGUUUUACAAGAACGGAAAUUAAAAGCAGCAUGAUGUCAUUGCAAAGAUGUCAGGGGUGCAGGAAUCUCGGCUCCAGAGUGGACCUUGUUGCACAAUCUUGACUCUUUCUUCAGUUUUUACUCUCAACAUCCCAUCUCCAGGGACACAGCGAAUGUAGCAGAGCAGUGUGAAGGACAGAGGAGAGGAGCCAGUGGACACAGGGGCCUCUGUUCUCCUCUCUCGCUCUCUGUGGUUGUUGUGUAACAGACAUCAGUGUAGGAAUGAAGGGAAAUAUGGAUCGUGCUGCAUUUUGAUGUAGCAGAGCACAAAUGAGCCUUCAUUGGACCUAUUGAAAUAUCAAUCUGCUGUUUUACAUGAUUCAAACUGUGUAGAGCUCUUUGUUACUGCCUAUACAUAUAAGUACGUUGGGCUUUUAGGAGCGAUGGCUGUUAUUGUACAUUUGCAUGCACACAUUUGUAA